Closterium sp. NIES-65 is the source of this 1419-nucleotide messenger RNA. Lineage: Eukaryota; Viridiplantae; Streptophyta; Zygnematophyceae; Desmidiales; Closteriaceae. The record is from the annotation of a GenBank genome assembly.
AUGAUUCCCAUUUCCGACUUCGAUCAACAUGCGAGGCGGCUUAUUGAUCCGGAUCAGACGCCGCUGCAGCGCCUGCAGCUGGCGACGGAGGUGCGCGACAGCAUCGAGAUCGCGCACACGGCGGAGUAUGGCAACUUCCUGCGCGCCUACUUCCAUGUCUUCGUCGCCGUCCUCCGCCAGCUCACCACGCCGCAGGUCUUUCGGUUGAGUUCACUUCACUCCUCCCCAACCCCUUUCUCCUUCUCCCCGCUCCCCCUCUCCCCCAAUCCCCCGUCCCCCCGGCUUUUCUCCCCCCCUAACCCGCACUCACAAGUUCUCGACUACACUUACAUUUCCCCGUCCCCAUGCUCCCCUCCCCCGCCACACGCGCAGCUUGCGGACAACCUCGAGCACAAGUUCCGCAACGUCGUUCUCGAGGUCCUCAACCGUCUGCCCCACAGCGAGGCCCUACAGCCCUACGUGCCGGAGCUCCUGCGCGCGGCCCUAACCGUCCUCGCCACGGACAACGAGGACAACGCAAUGGUAGCCCUGCGCAUCAUAUUCGACCUGCACAAGAACUUCCGCCCCAAGCUCGAGCACGACGUGCAGCCGUUCCUCGACUUCGUCUGCAAGAUCUACCAGUCCUUCCCCGCCACCGUCAGCUUCUUUUUCGAUGAGGGCGGCGGCGGGGAGCAGAUGCGCCGAGCAGCAGGGAUGGGGGACGGCGCGGCAGGGGGAGCUGCCGGCGCUGGCGCUGGGGCAGGGGGGCUAGGGGGAGGGCCGGGAGGGGUUGGCGGUGGUGGUGGUGCUGGGGUGGCGGUGCCAAGUCAGCUGAAUCCGUCCACUCGGUCGUUCCGAGUGGUGACGGAGUGUCCGCUGAUUGUGAUGUUUCUGUUCCAGGUGUACCCGCGGUACGCGGGGCACAGCAUCUCCGUGCUGCUGCCGCUCAUGAUGCAGUGCAUUGCCAUUGUGGGGCCGUCGCCGCACCACCACGUGCCGCCGCGCCUCAAAGCCGCGUAUGCUGACCUCAAGGCAGCUCAGAUCAAGACGGUGUCGUUUCUGACGUAUCUGCUGAGGGGCUAUGCGGACAUAAUCCGCCCGCACGAGGCAAACAUCGCCAAGAGCAUCGUCAACCUCCUCCUCACAUGCCCCGACGUCGUUGCCACUCGCAAGGAGUUGCUAGUGGCAACACGCCACGUGCUGGCCACGGACUUCAAGAGAGGCUUCUUCCCGCAGCUCGACACUCUGCUCGACGAGAGAGUCCUUGUGGGCACCGGCAGGGCGUGCUAUGACACGUUGCGGCCUCUGGCCUACUCUUUGCUAGCGGAGCUCAUUCACCAUCUCAGGGACGAGCUCUCCCUCGGCCAGGCAAGUCUCAUUGCUUUCUCUUCUCUUCACUGCAUGGCACCGCACUGCACUCCGUGUUUUGAGUCAACUUGA